Messenger RNA from Argentina anserina (silverweed cinquefoil), 1330 nucleotides. RefSeq lists its product as uncharacterized. Lineage: Eukaryota; Viridiplantae; Streptophyta; Magnoliopsida; Rosales; Rosaceae. The transcript has 7 exons. The record is from RefSeq and is a predicted model, not a curated record. Bases 328 to 1053 code for a protein of 241 amino acids.
AUCACAAACAACCUAUUUAUAAUUUAGAUGUGUUUGAUUGGUUUCUGGAGAUUUCUUGGGAAGGUUUGCUGCUCCUUGUUUCUCUCCCAUUUCAAACAUGUUUAAUAUUUUUCUUCUGUAUCCAAUUCAUCACCAUGUUGUAGACCUGGUUUUAUUGCAUACAAACUCUGAAACUCCCCUCUUUCUUCUAUGAUUGCGUGGUGUUAAGCAAGCCCUUCUCUUUGGUACUAUAAUUUGUCGACCAGAAAAGCUGUGUUGUGGUUUUGGUUUGGUGGUGUUGUCUUUGUGCCAGUUUGGGGUGCUUUUUUUGUUCCAACGAGUUGAAGAAUGGCUAAUGGGGAAGAGAAAGCCAAGGACUAUUAUGCUCUUUUGGGGUUGAAAAAGGAAUGCUCGGACUUGGAGCUCCGGAAUGCUUAUAAGAAACUUGCAAUGGGUCAUUUAGUCCCAUUUGGUUCUUCAGUGGAACCAAAUUGGGUUUUUGGUUGUAACAUCAAACAGAGAUGGCACCCAGAUCGCUGCUCUGCCUCUGGAAAUUCAAAGUUCGUGGAAGAAGCCAAGCAGAAGUUUCAGGACAUUCAACAAGCCUAUUCUGUUCUGUCUGACGCGAACAAGAGGUUUCUGUACGAUGUAGGAGCUUAUGAAAGUGAUGAUGACGGAAAUGGGAUGGGUGAUUUUUUGAGCGAGAUGGCUGUGAUGAUGAGCCAGACUAAGCCGAAUGAAAAUGGAGGGGAGAGCUUCGAACAGUUGAAGGAGCUCUUUGAAGAAAUGUUUCAGGGGGAUGUUGAGAGUUAUAGCUCCAGCUCUCAGCCUCUUGCUUCCUGUUCUAACUCUUCAUCAUCGUAUACAUGCUACAGUGAAAGUUCUACUCCCAAUAACAAACGUAAUUCUUCCGAAAUGAAUUAUGGCAACAUGAAUUAUUGCCAGACAACCUUGGACAAUUCUGGUUUUGACGCUCAUUUCCACAAUUUUUGUGUAGGGACAGGCGGGAAGCCAGCAAGGGAUCGGGAAGGGGAUGUCAGACAGAGAAAGGAUUCCCGGAGGAGAAACCGGUAGGCGAAGGGAGGGCAGGAAGCAGAAGGUUACAUCAGGGCACGAUGUCUCCUCUAAUGAUAACUCGGGUAUUUCCGCAAGAUAAUGCCACUGAAUUGAUUCAGCUAAUUACUAGAGAAUUGGGAAGUGCAGCAGCAAAAACAUGAUCAGCAAGAAGCAAUCUUUCAGUUUAGGCAAAUCUAUGUUUAAUUUAUUGUGCCUCCUCUGCCAUACCAUCAAAUGGUGGUGGCAUUGUCUGAACCGUUUCAUCCUCCUUGUGUUAAUUGAUGAGAUUUCCCUA